ACAACAGCAACGGCAACGGCAGCGACAACGGCAACGGCAAUAGCAGCAGUUACCCGACUUUGUAUCUCCCACUGCCCAUAAGUCUGCAGCGCAACUUCAGUCUGCAAAUAGGCAGCAAAGUGAUCGGCGUUUGACUAAAAAAGCACUUCUUGUUUCGUUGGCAAAAGCGAAGAAAUACAAACAAAAAGAAUUUCUUGAAAACUUAAGGGUGUGGAAAAACUCCCAUUUUGGAUUAUUUUUCGAAUUUUUUCUUUCGCUGAAGGUGAUUUAAUUUUUGCCAAACGAUGAGAAGGGCCAAAAGAUGGCUUUUAAUAUUUGCAGCUCUUUUGGGAUUUAUGUCACAUUCUGGAGCCCUGAGGCCGGGAUUUCCUAAACCAGCAUAUACAACUUCUACAACAACAACCACAACAACAACGACAACAGAAGUUCCGGAAACAACAGUAGCCGCAGAAGAAACUGAACCAAAAGUGGCACAUCAUGUAAAUGCAACAACGAAACCAUCAAAAAAACUAACUGGAAUUCCUCAAAUUGAUUGGGUCUGGGAUCCAAAUUUACCUCGUGAAUUAAAUGGAUACAAUCUUUCAACUUAUCCCUUCUUCAGCACCGUACCACCUCAUAAUGAAAUUGCAUUUAAAUGUGAUGGACUUCAUGAUGGAUUCUAUGCGUCAAUUGAAUACAAAUGUCAGGUCUACCAUCAUUGUAUUUAUGGUAUUCGUCACGAUUUCCUGUGCGCCAAUUUUACAGCCUUCGAUCAAAGGACAUUCAUUUGCCACUUCGUUUCCGAAGUAGACUGUGAAAAUUCGGCCAAGUUCUGGAACAGAAAUGACAACUUAUAUAUGGCCACCACAACAACGUCCACGACAACAACAACAACGCCAGCUCCUCUAACUCCAGAGCCAGAUUUCAGACGUGGACCAAAUCGUAGACCCUUAAGGCGUCGUCGUCCAUCAGAUUACUACUAUGACGAAGAUUAUGAAGAUGACUACUAUGAGGAAGACCGUAGGGCCAACAGACGCCGUAAGCAAAGACCACGUAACCGCCGACCGGAAUACGAUGAUGAAUACGAGGAGAAGCGUGCUUACAGUGAUGAAGAUUCACGAUUUGACAACAAACGUUCAAAGAACAGAGAUCCAAUUAGAGAUGAGGUAGAAGAAGAUUAUGAAGAAGAUCGCCGUCCCAAGCCCAAAGCUCGCCCAAAGAGCAGACAAGGUGACCUAUCGGAACGUCGAAACAAACCGAUUGCUCGUAAAUCCGCUGCUGAUCGUCAAGCAGUUCUCGACGAAAGACGUAGCUUAAGUGAUGAAAAGGAAAAGCCCAGAAAUAGACUCGAUGAUGAACCAGAAGUUGUUCCAGAACGUCGACGUCCAACAGCUGGUGGAAGAAGGAGAAAAAAUGGUCAAAAACGUCCAGCUCCAGUUGAUGAUGAUUUCGAUGAACCAAUUCGACGCGAUGAAGGAGAAGAAGAAAACGAAAGCCCUGCUGAAGUGAAACCAGCUAAAGAUGAAAUUGUAGUUCGACCACAAACUUCAGCUGCUGCAGGAAGUCCAAUAGCCUCCAUAUUCGAUCGGCCUCGUGUUGCCCCGAAAAUUCCCAGACCAGUUCCUAUUCAUGAAAGAAAUAAGUUCGGUUAUCAGGGACAAAAGGCCACAACAUCAACGACAACAGUAGCCCCACUAAGCGAUGAGUACUAUGAUGACUCAGAAUAUGAAGAAGUUAGUCCGGUUAAGGAAAGAGAAGAACCAUCUAGCAGACGAGAGACACCCCGCCGAAGACUUCAAGAUGAACUCGGUCUUCGCCGAACUGACGAUAUUCCUCCUCGUCGUUCGCAUAGCCAGACAAGGCGUGGUAGUGAAAACCCCAAGAGAGUUGGAAAGCCUAGGAAGCCAAUACCAGCAAUCGAUGAUGACUACGAACCUAUUCCAGCGAAUGACGAAUCAGAGAGGAAACCCAGUCUCCGAAAGCGCCCACAUGCCAUCAGAGAAAAGCCUUCGGAAGAUUCUGACUCGAUAGAAGAACCAGUCCGUGAACAGAGACCACGAUCUCGCAGACCUCUUAAGAAAGAAGAUCCCAUUGUGGAAGACACCAGGGAACAUAAACCACGAGAUCAUCGCAGAAGACCUGCGGAAGUGGACAAAGCUCCUCUUCCCGUCCCAGAAGAAGAUACAGAAGAAGUCUACGAUGAACAUGUUGUAGACGAUGCCGACGACGAAAAACCAUCUGCAAACCUUGAAAGUGAUAAGCCAGCUCAACGGGAUGGACGUCCAGUGGUGCGAGUAGUGAAGCGUCCAUUCCUGCCAUCGCGCGGUGGAAGCCCCUACUUACCCAGAGGACUCCAACCUGUAGGAGCUGCUCUCAAGCAAACCGCCACAGAUAGUACACCCGUCGACAUGGGAUCGACAAUUUCGGGAGUGCGUCUUCUGGAACACGGAGCCCCAAUCCUUCGGGAAACCGGGCCCAGUGGUCCAUCAGACAUUCACUACACCAUAUCCCCACGUAAAGGUCCCCGAACCACCUUGCCACCGCAGAUUGAGCAUCCAAAGGCCAUCCUCGAUGAAUUGUAUGAAAACGAUUAUGACGUUACCCUAAACGAUGCUCUCAAUCCCACUUUAAAGCCCCUUUCCUCUAAUAACAAUAGGAACUCGUUAGGUCCGUUCAAUAAAUACGAGCGGGCUGGAUAUUCAGCUCCAAAUAGUAAUAAUUAUAAUAACGCUCCUGACUCAUAUUUCUCCUCCACAGAUGUCCGGAGACGAACCGUUUCAGCACCGCGUAACACACGGCAAGAAUUUCGAGGAGCGACGAGAGUAGCGCAACAUUUUUAUGAUGACUUCGAAUACUAAUCGGGAGUGCUUGCUUUCCACCUGCCCUUUUGUCCUUGAGGAAAAUAAAAAUAGAUACAAGUAGAAUUCUUAGCCAACGAAUUUUCGAAGAUUUUUAUUUUUUUUUUUUUUUAAUAUAACGUAAGGACCAAAACAUAAGAUUUUGCAAUCAAUUUAGGAACAAACAAAACAAUAAAAAAGGAGAAGAAAAGAACAAACAAAUUUAACCAACAUUUUGAAACAUGAAAUUAUAUGUAAAUAUAAAAUGAAAAACACACAAGUUUUUUAAUGUUUUUUUAAAUUUUGAUUUGUUUCUUUUCUAAUUUUUUUUUAGAAAAUACUCAUGAGUCGUGAUAGUUAUGAACAUAACAGAUUUUUCUGUUUUCUGUUUUCGUUUUCUUUUUUUUUUUAUUUUUUUAAAUAAAAUUGUAAAUUAUUUAAUAAAAAAAUAUCCUUUUUUUAUAGAAAAAAAAACAAACACUUCUUUUAUAAACUCUUUUAAAACAAAAAAUGAAAAUUAGAAAUUUUGCAAAAUCUGUUUAUAUGUUUAAGGAUAUAAUUUAAUAGAACAAGUACGUUUAUUUAAACAAGAAAUGUAUGGUUAUCUAUUUAUGUCGCCAAUAAGACUUGAUAAAUAGUUUUAAAUUGAAUGAAAUACAAAAAAAAAACAUAAAAAGAAAUAAUUAAAGACAAAAUAAAAAAAUAUAAAUAAGAACAAA
Eupeodes corollae is the source of this 3535-nucleotide messenger RNA. RefSeq names its product serine/arginine repetitive matrix protein 1. Gene Ontology annotation, molecular function: chitin binding. The transcript has 9 exons. The record is from RefSeq and is a predicted model, not a curated record. NCBI's taxonomy places the organism in Eukaryota, Metazoa, Arthropoda, Insecta, Diptera, Syrphidae. The coding region runs from base 285 to 2837 and encodes 850 amino acids. Gene Ontology annotation, cellular component: extracellular region.